AUGGACGAAGACGCCCAGCAGCGUAUCACGUAUUUGCUGCAGGAAAUUGACGCCAACGUAUGCGCUGCACACCGUUCAGCCACUCAAAUUUGCGGUACCGUAAGGCGACAUCACCAGAUUUUGCGGCAGAUCCACGAGUCCUCGCGCGUCUGGCAGCCGCUCUUUGACUCGUUCACACAACAAUCAGCGGCACGGCGAAUAACACGGACGCCGUCGCGUUUUUCUAGGCCAUUUACGCCUGUAUCCACUAGAAAUAACGGCACAAAUCAGUAUCAAAGUGCUGCAGAAGAUGACGAAGACUUAGAGGACACUUCGUUUGUGAGCAAAGAGCAGACGUUCAAGACCACAACGCUCAAGAAACGCCAGCCGCCUGCUAGCGAUCGUCGCAAUGCGUCAGCAGAAGAGGACAGUUUAGACGCUAGUAUUAGCAGUGACAAUUUACCGAGAAUGUCUAGGACACCGUAUAUGUCCAAAUCGGAGGUUCAAUCGAGUGCCAAGACGCAGGAGUCGACGUCGACAUUUAACUCAAGUGAUCACGGACGCUGGCUGACGUCGCCACCUCGAACGGGGAUUAUAUCGAGAGACCAACCAAAGACAGGGAGCGGACCACGGCAGAUCUCGACACCACCGUCAGCAAUUAGUAGCGUGCAAUAUAAUAGCAACAGCCCUGGUAUCAGCAGAAAUUUGAUGAAGCUGGGUGCAUUCGAGUACACUCCACCCCGUGGAAAAAAUGUUAAAUCCGAUGGUGCGGAGAUGGAAGUGGAUCAGACGACCGACUCUAUUGACACACCCUACCUUCCGGAAUUUAGUACGGUUCGAUUAUCGACUUCGAAUGAGGUGGAAUCGAAUAUGAAUGCUGACAAUGUGCCAAACUCAUCAAGGACAUCCGAAGGUGCCAUGGAUUGGAAGCGGACACUGUCCAGUGCUGGUGAUAAACGAGGAACACCAGUGUACCCAAAAACUCAUUACCCUGCGAAGGCUACGUCACCAUUCAAAUCUCCCAGCUUGCGCAGAAAAUACAGCAGUAUAAGUAACAUGUCAUCGCUAAGUCAUCGACUUACAACCGAUGGACACACAUUAGCAAUGGCGACGCCGCGACGGCAACCAAAUGACGCAAUAAUAGAUGAUGAUACGCCAAGGACUCCAGAGUUUGAUUUGACAUCACCGUUGUUGCGAACGCAGCUGAAAGCAAUGACACCAAAUACCCCACUGUCAAACCGUCUUGUUGGUGCCAGCCUUGACGUUGGAAGUGUUUCGCAAGAGACACGAUUGCAGGACUACGAUGAUUCUGUCAGCGCGGGGGAGCCGACACCAAAAUUUGAGCUGUCGCUACUACCAGCUGCAUUUCAGCGAGGCGUUGGAGCCGUUCAGGUGUCAACAUUGUAUAGUAAAUUUCAAGGAAGUGACGAUGACACUCCAGCAAUGAGCGUCGAUCAACUUUUGGAAAUGCUUCCUGACUAUGGGAAAGAGAAAAUUGAGAUCUUGCUCGACACGUUAGUCUCCAGACGGUUGCUGCGUCCAUUUGUCGUGGAGGGUACAAUGUUCUGGCAGAAGGCGAUAUAA
Messenger RNA from Peronospora belbahrii, 1563 nucleotides. The record is from the annotation of a GenBank genome assembly. NCBI's taxonomy places the organism in Eukaryota, Oomycota, Peronosporomycetes, Peronosporales, Peronosporaceae.